Dromaius novaehollandiae (emu) is the source of this 9149-nucleotide messenger RNA. RefSeq names its product platelet derived growth factor receptor beta (gene PDGFRB). Gene Ontology annotation, molecular function: ATP binding; platelet-derived growth factor beta-receptor activity; platelet-derived growth factor binding. Lineage: Eukaryota; Metazoa; Chordata; Aves; Casuariiformes; Dromaiidae. The record is from RefSeq and is a predicted model, not a curated record. The coding region runs from base 762 to 4052 and encodes 1096 amino acids. Gene Ontology annotation, biological process: angiogenesis; multicellular organism development; cell chemotaxis. The transcript is spliced from 23 exons. Gene Ontology annotation, cellular component: plasma membrane; signaling receptor complex.
GGAAAAGGCUAGAAUUGAAAGCAGACACAGGGAGAGGGCAGCUCCCCUCCCUCUGCUUUAAGGAGGCGACGGCCGGGCUGUUCGGGCUCCUUUUGUUUCCCGCUAGCUGGGCCCUUGCUGCUCCCCCCUAUCGCCGCCUGCGGCAAAACCCCCCUCUCUUUGCAGCCACUUUGGCUUCUCCUCCUUUUUCUUUUUUUUUCUUUUUUUUUUUUCACCUCUUCCCGCUCAGCCUGUUGGGCUCUAAUCGAAAGUUUUGCUCCGCAAGCGGUCCCGGCAGAGGGUGGAGGGAGAAGGCAGGCAGAGGAGGAAGUCGGCGGGAGUCAGCUCCUCCUUGGAGCGGGAGCCUCCCCCCUUCUCCUCCUCCCGAGGUCGCUUUUAUUUAUCCACGCACACGCACGCACACGCGUGCACAGCCUCCGCCGGCCGCUGCCUCCACGCCGGGGCCUGGGGCGGCCGGACCCCUCCCGGGCGGGCUGGGGGCUGCCCGGGGCGCUGCGGGGAUGCGCUAGAGGAGCAAAGCCUUGGCUGCAGCCCAGCCCUGGCACAGCCUGUCCUUGCCUUUUUUUUUUUUUCCCUUUCCCUUCCUCCUCCUUUUACUCCUUCCCUUCCCUCUCUUUCUCCUUUAAGUGGAAAAGCCUUGCCAGCUGGGAAGGCAGGCGCUAAAGACAGCGGCAGAGGAGAGCGAGGCAUUCGCAGCGGCCAGCACCCCAGGACACGGCUCGCCCGCUGCGGCCCCCGCGCAAGGACUCGGCUGCUGUGCCAUGGACCCCACCAUGCCGUGCCCCUCGCUGAAGGCAACCCUUGGGCUCCUCUUCCUCACCGGUCUGCUGGAGGUAACGUCUGGGGGUAGCAGACUGCACAUCGAACCUGGAGAUGCUGAGAUCGUCCUUAACCUCCACAGCACCUUCUCCCUUGUGUGCUAUGGGGAUGGCAUGGUGGUCUGGGAACGGGAGGGUCAGGCUCUUGCCGCCUCGCUGGAGCACAAGGAUGGUGUCUUCGUCAGCAAUCUCACCCUCAGGAAUGUGACAGGCCGUCAAACGGGGGAGUACGUGUGCACCUACAGCCCUGACCAGGCUCCAGAGCCAACAGAGAGGAAGGCUGUUUACAUCUACGUUCCGGAUCCCUCCCUAGUCUUCCUCCCCACAGCCGCCGAGGAGCUCUUCAUCUUCAUCACGGGCUACACAGAGGCCGUCAUCCCAUGCCGUGUGACCAACCCGCAGAUGCAGGUGACCCUCUAUGAAAAGAAGGUGGAGAACCCCAUCCUAGCUGCUUACGACCCACAGCAGGGCUUCAAAGGCUUCUUUGAAGACAAGACUUACUUCUGUCGGACAAUUGUGGAUGACCAGGAGGUGGAUUCAGACACGUUCUAUGUCUACAGGAUCCAGGUUUCCUCCGUGAAUGUCUCUAUCAGUGCGGUGCAGACCAUAGUGAGGCAGGGAGAGAACAUUACCCUGAUGUGCACCGUGAGCGGCAAUGAGCUGGUCAACUUCAACUGGGCUUAUCCUCGCAAGAAGGCUGGGAAGGCUGUGGAGCCAGUGACUGACUUCCUGCCUGGAUCUACCCAUGAAAUCCGCUCCAUCCUCAUCAUCCAGAACGCAGAACUGGAAGACAGUGGGACAUACAUCUGCAACGUCUCGGAGGGCUACCACGAGAAAACAGACCGAAAAGAUAUCACAGUCCAUGUGAUCGAGCACGGCUUUGUGCGCUUCCACACUCACCUGGCCAGCACGGAGUAUGCCGAGGUCCAUAAGAGCCGCACCAUUCAGGUGGAGGUGGAAGCCUACCCACCGCCGACCAUCAUGUGGCUGAAGAACAACAAGACGUUGACCAUGGAGAGCAACAGCGAGUUCACCAUCUCCAGCAGGAACCUCUCAGAAACCAGGUACCAAACAGCUCUAGUCCUGGUGCGGGUGAAGCAGGAAGAAGGAGGAUUUUACACCAUCCGGGCUUUCAAUGAGGACGAUGUGCAGGAGCUGUCUUUCCAUCUGCAGAUAAAUGUGCCAGCCAAAGUGGUGGAUCUCAAGGAGAACAGCAGUGCCAGCAGCGGGGAGCAGACCGUAACGUGCUCUGCUGAAGGGAUGCCGCAGCCAGAGAUCAGCUGGUCCACCUGCAGUGACAUCAAAUGGUGCAGCACCAAGGGGCACCCCACGCGGCUGCUGGGGAAUGACUCCGCCGAGAUCGGCCUGCAGACCAACGCCACGUACCACGCGGAGCUGCAGGUGUACCGCGUGAACAGCACCCUGCAGCUCCACAGGGUGGACGAGCCCCUGCUGCUGAGAUGCACCGUGCAAAACUUCCUGGGCAUGAACUCCCAGGACAUCACGCUGGUCCCACACACCUUGCCGUUUAAAGUGGUCAUCAUCUCUGUCAUCCUGGCCUUGCUGGUCCUUACCGUCAUCUCCCUGGUCAUCCUCAUCGUCCUGUGGCAGAAGAAACCGCGUUACGAAAUCCGCUGGAAGGUGAUCGAGUCAGUCAGCUCUGAUGGGCAUGAGUACAUCUACGUGGAUCCCAUGCAGCUCCCUUAUGACUCCAGCUGGGAGGUGCCCAGGGACAAGCUGGUGUUAGGACGCACUCUUGGCUCCGGUGCCUUUGGACGCGUGGUGGAGGCGACAGCCCAUGGUUUGAGCCAUUCGCAGUCCACCAUGAAAGUGGCAGUCAAAAUGCUCAAGUCUACCGCCAGAAGCAGCGAGAAGCAGGCCCUCAUGUCUGAGCUGAAGAUCAUGAGCCACCUGGGACCUCACCUGAACAUUGUCAACUUGCUGGGGGCCUGCACAAAAGGAGGUCCCAUCUAUAUCAUCACCGAGUACUGCCGCUACGGGGACCUGGUGGACUACCUGCACCACAACAAGCACACCUUUCUGCAGUCCUACAGCGAGAAAGCCCGGCGAGAGGCAGAGAUGUACGGGAACACCACCAAGGAGGACCACGUGCAGAGCCACCUCUCCUUAUCUGUUGAGAGUGAUGGGGGCUACAUGGACAUGAGCAAGGACGACUCCCUGGAUUAUGUGCCCAUGUCUGAUAUGAAGGGUGAAGUCAAGUAUGCUGACAUUGAGUCCUCCAACUACGGCACCCCGUAUGAGCUGGACAGCUAUUCCCCGUCAGCUCCUGAAAGAACAGACCGGGUGACACUGAUAAACGAGUCUCCGCUUCUCAGCUACAUGGACUUGGUUGGGUUUAGCUUCCAGGUGGCCAACGGGAUGGAGUUCCUGGCUUCCAAAAACUGCGUGCAUCGUGACCUGGCCGCAAGGAAUGUCCUCAUCUGCGAGGGGAAGCUGGUGAAGAUCUGUGACUUUGGCCUGGCAAGGGACAUCAUGAGGGAUUCCAACUACAUCUCCAAAGGCAGUACCUUCUUGCCUCUUAAGUGGAUGGCCCCAGAGAGCAUCUUCAACAACCUGUACACCACUCUGAGUGAUGUGUGGUCCUUUGGGAUUCUCCUCUGGGAGAUAUUCACUCUGGGAGGGACUCCAUACCCCGAACUGCCUAUGAACGAACAGUUCUACAAUGCCAUCAAACGUGGCUAUCGGAUGUCCAAACCCACCCAUGCCUCUGAUGAAAUCUACGAUAUCAUGCAGAAGUGCUGGGAGGAGAAGUUUGAGAUAAGACCGUCCUUUUCACAGCUGGUGGUGCUUAUGGGAAACCUCUUGGUGGAUUGCUACAGAAAGAGGUACCAGCAGGUGGAUGAAGAGUUCAUGAAGAGUGACCACCCCGCCGUUGUCCGCACAAGACCCACGAUCCCCGGGCUGAACAAUGCCAGGCCUGCUCCCAGCUCCCCCACCAGCAGCAUCCUCUACACAGCUGUGCACCAGAACGGGGGCGAGAACGAUUAUAUCAUCCCCCUUCCUGACCCCAAGCCUGAGGGAAUCUGCGACCUCCCUCAGGAGGCCUCCGUUAGCCGGGCCAGCUCUAUGCUGAACGAGGUGAACACGUCUUCUACAAUAUCCUGUGACAGCCCCUUGGGCCCUCAGCAGGACGAGGAGCAGGAGUCGGAGCCGCAGCCGGGCUGCCAGGAGCCGAACACGGGGCACCACGAGGUGGAGGAGAGUUUCCUGUAGUCAGAGCUGGGCUGACUCUGCAUCUCCCCACAGCAAGGCCAGCUGAGGGGCUGAACCAGACGUCGCAGAGAGCCAAGCUUUGCACUUGUUCAUAGGGACAUCCCCACCUGUCCUGGCAUUCCUCCCUCCCUCCCAUCUCCUGGGAUCAGGUGGGAAAUUAGAGACUUUUCCCCACUGCCAUCCUCUUCCCCUGUUACAAAGAGGUGGCUCAGCGCCAUCAACCCUCCAUAUCACUGCCACAUCCUCCCCAGUGAUCAAACCACUGCUGGAAGGAGACAUCUCACAGACCAACAUGUUCUCUUCAAGUGGAAGACACAGGCCAGAUCUCCACAUGAGGGGCCACUUUCUGCCUUGCUAAUAUGAUCCUCCAACCUCUUCGCUCUCCACACUCAUUACAUGGCAAUGAGUUUCAGCUCCUCUGCACCAGCACUUCUCUGACGGUCUGAGCACUAGCCAUACUGUGGCACAGGUUCUGUGAAAUGCCACCAGGACAGAAGAUUUCCUUGGCGCCCAUCGCCGGGGUGUAGAGAAGCCGUAACACCCAACUCCCACUGCUGGAGAUCAAGAGCACAUUGAGUGGAUUCUCCUUCAAGCACAGCCAAGGCCUGGAGAGACCGGAGAGUGUCUUGGAGAUAUCGGAUCACCUUUCUCGACAGCUCCUCUACGGUGGAUAGUGUAUCAGAAGCACUACAGGUACCAUGGCUCUGGGCUGCAGCUCUGCUCCCCCCUGGAGGGACUGUCACACCCUGAACCCCUUUCUGCCCAGCACAGCACCUAGGGAUCCCAAGGGCAUGCCAGGAACAGGAAACGCUCUGACGAUGACUUUGUUGCGGUAGCAAACAGGGCAAUCCAGUGUUGCUGUUGCCUGUGUGGACAUCGAGCUAAAUAGCCUCUAUUGAAGAUUUAAAGGGAACAAAUAUAUUAAUCCAGUCAGGGCCAGUAUAAGGAAUAAACAUGGCUAUUCAUUAAUCUUCUACUGCCACUGAGCCCAGCUCAUCUGCUGGGAAGUCAUAUAACCCUGUCGGCUGCAAAAUCUUUGUGCUUUAUCUUUGGGAAGCAAAGGCUCCUUUGUGGUAGACUGUUCACCCUCUUUCACAGACUGGGAGAUCUCACCGGUCCCUCCUGAGUCGUAGCAAGACUGUGGGGAGCAAUUAGGAUGCCAGAACACCAACCCAGGGACAUUGCGAAAGAGAGAGCAGGAGAGAGGUCGGAAGGCUGUUUGGCCAGGGCUGAACUGUGUCUAACACCCCGCCACUUCAAAUUUUUCUGUUGGCCAAAAUACACAAAGGAAGGUAGGUUUCAACAACAGCAUUUCUGCUGGCCAGGCACAGUCAUUUGCAGCCUGCUGGGGACUGUGGAUGAAGUGCCAUGGGGAACCAAGCAGAACAAGAGGAAUCAUGCAAGAUUCCUCUCUCUUGGAAAGGGUUUUGAAGAAUAAAAUGAUGGAGAUCUUCCUCCUGCUUUUGCCUCCUUCCCAGCUCUCACAGACAGGCCUGGGACCUCUUGUGCUCUCGGAUGGCACUUGAAUGAGGAGACUCAAAGCAGGAGAAACAUCAGACUUUUGAAAUCAGCUGUGAGCUCCUGCUCUAUAGAGAGGAAAGCUGGACCCCAAAAGCCACAACUGUGACAUCAGCAUAGAAAUGAGCAGGCUUUUUCCCAAAAGGAGAAGUUUCACCUUGCACAGAGCUCUAUUUGCUGCAUGGCCCUCACUCCUGUUAACCCCUUUGCUGCCCUGCUUAUGCACAUCUCUGUGUGUGUCCUACAAAAACUGCACGGACAAGUUUGAAAAUUCAGUCAGUGUCUUUCUGGGUUUCAGCCACCUCAGAGCUAUUGAGAGUUCUUCUUUUUUCUUGGAAAAUCUGAGACUUCUUCCAGAAAACCCCAAGCAAGAUAGUUUCUAUCUUAAGUUGUCAAUCAUUACUAGUUAGUAACACUGCCAUUUAUGCAACGAAAAGAGGAGUAGAUAUUUUGUGGGCUGAUAUUGUUGAUAAAAUGUGAACAUAAGAAAUAGCACUUUUAUUAGUAGCCAGUGGAGUAUAUUUUCAACCCAUAUAGUCAGAUUCCCCUUCAUCCAUAGGGAUCACACUGUGAAUGACAGCUGUUUUCCAUGCUCUGUUCCUCCUGCUUAUAAGAAAGGAGCCACCUUCUGUGGUCUUGAUUCAAAGAACAAUGCUUACCACAGGGAAGCAAUAAUGCCUGACAUCUUUGGGGUCAGACCACUUUAUUUUUCUAACUUCCAAGGUGCUUUGUAGGAUCCAUGUCCCUGCAACUUGAGCCCAUAGGAUGCUACACUAGAUCAUCCUAACAGCCACUGUCUGUGCUAGCUCCAUUUUCAAUUUGUCCUUCUCUAUCAAGGGUGACGAGAAGUAGCCAGUACUCUAGGGCAGGUCAAAUCAGGACCUCGCACAGGGCAUUAAUAUGUUCUGAUCUGUGCUGGAAUUGUCUUGCCUGAUGUAGCUUUGGCUAACGUUGGCCUUUUCCCAGUCACAACAUACUGGUAGUUUGGACUCAUCCCCUGACUGAUCGAGGCACCCACGUCGUUCUACUCUUCUGGCAUUUCUAACCAAGAUACUUCCUGCUGUUCCAGACAUUGGGUCAUCAGCACAUUUUAUUAACAAACAUAUUAUUUUUGGGCUGGACUAACUAAUAAAAAUAUUUAAUGCUUUUGGUCUCAAGAGCAACCCUGGAGAACCACUUCUGCUACCUCCCUCCAGCCCAAAAGAUUUCCCCAUCCAUUAACCCAUUCUCACCCUCCUUUGGGACAUUUCCUUAUUCACUUCACAAUUCCUGCACUAAACUCCAUGUUCUACAGAUGAAUUACUAAUUUCCCACUAUCAAAUGCUUUUCCACAGUCCUGAAAGCAAAGAUCUAUUUCUUCUCCCUAAGGGGGAACUCAGGUAUCCUCUCCUAUUGGUUGGGCAUUCACUACACUUGGAUGGCUAUUGCAUUUUUAUCCUGUUUGUGCAUCUAUUUCAAUUAUCCUUUGCACCUGUUCUGGCUACUGAUGGGGUCAGAUUUGUCAGCAAAUUGCUGCUAAUCCCACUUCCCUCUCCCUUCUUAACAUCGGUACGCCAAUCUCUUUGCAUUAUGGUACCAUUCUCAACUCCAGAGAGGUAUGACCAAAUUUCCCUUUGGCCCUGGGAUCACAAGGGCCAAGUCUUGCACUUUGCGGUACUUUCCUAUGCUAAUUUGGCUAUUCCUAUAACCCCUUAGUGAGGGCAUGCACAUGCAUUGCAGGGAGCAAAUCUCAGCCCAGGACAGAGCAGCAGCUCUGGCUGCUGGUGCAGGUACCCUGGCACUGGAUGCUGCCUGGUACUGGUAAUGAACUGGUAAGCUCUGCACCAGCGAUGGCUCCAGCUGCACAUCCCAGUAGCCCCAGCUGGGUGAACUCUCCUCUAGGAGAGAGCUUUGCAGGGACAGAGGCUUCCAGCAGCUCCGAAAACAAGCUCACUCUGCACAGGGAGCUGGACCCAGCCCUCUCUCCCUCUCUCUCUGCUUCCCACAUUCCAGUCCCCACACGGUCUGACGGGUGAGGGCUGUGGGAAAUGGUUGGUUGUUCUGGGCCUAUCAGUUUUGUAGCCAUAAUUUCUCUGAUGAGAUUCUGAAGGGAAGCGGUCCCUCCGGGUUUUCAGUUUUGAUGAUGAGUAUUUUUGUUGGGGUGUGUUUUUAUGUUCAGAGGUGGACCCAAACUGAGACUUUUACUCACGGCCCAGAUCCCCAGAAGGGACACAUGCCACAGCUUGGGCCCACCUCUAGUGCAAUAUCUUUUAUUUGUAGACCAUAUUUUACUCUACAGCUGUUGCAUCGUUAUCAGCACCAAUAUAUGCAUAAUCCUACUGCCAGUCACUAUUUCAUAUGUGCCUAAGUGUAUCCCAGAAACUAAUGUGACACUCUGGUGUCUCUUUCCAUGUUUAAGAUGUGUCUCAGACUGAUGUGUGCGCAGGUUUUAAUCCUUCUCUCCUUGGUUUGCGCGUGUUUCUAUUUUUUUUAAGUGAGAGUGUCAUGUCUAGUGUUUGUUUGUGUCGUGUUAUGAAAUCUAGAGCACAGUGGACUUUACUUAUAACUAAAUCGUCUCUAUUCACCUGUCGAGGGGACUGUGGUGGAGUCCCGCGGGGAUGGGACACAGAAGUGCAAUGCAGAUGUGCAGCCAGAAGGAAGUUAGCCCGAAGUGGGAAAUGGCUCUUCCCCUUCUUCCCAGUCAGGGCUCACCAGCUCUCCAGAGUGGGGAGACACAGCACCGCAGAUACAGGGUACUAGGUAGUGGGUUAGGUUUUGGCUGUGGGGAAGUCCAGGGUCCGCCUGUGUAAAACUGGGUAGAUCUGGAGAAGGGGAUUCACAGACAUCUCCUUUUGGGGGCUUUUUCUAAAAUGGGAUGUCAGCUAAUGCACUGCGGAGGCAAACCCCCUGCUCCAACGCACAGGUGCUAGGAAAGGUCUCCAGCUGGGCUCGGUGCCUAGCUCGAAUACAGUGCAAAUUGCACAACCUCACGUGUGCCCACAUGGACCGGAGAGCAGUGGGCUGCCAAGUCAGCCCCGGGGAGCACAGCCUGGGCUCUCUGGGACAUGCCCAGGUGGAUGCAGAGGACUCUGGCAAAGGCAGGGGAACUGCUCCAGUUUAGCCCAGGUGGCACUUGGAGAGAUGGCUCUUCUUGCUGGACUGCGAGGAGGCAUGAAGGUCAGCUAGAGCUGAGGGUGUACUGGGAGGCCUGCAGUGUCCCACUUGUUCCUCUCCUUUCCUCCUUUAUGGAGCACACCGAAGUUACAAAGGCCUGCAAAACUUGCCCGAAGCGUGCUCGCUGCCCUCUCCCAGCCGCUGUGCUAACUAGCUGGGAUCAUGCUGUUACUCUGCAGCAUCCCUGAAGGGAAACAGCACCUGCUUCCACACUGUCUGCCAGAAACCAUCCUGGGGCGAGGAAGAUAACAGAGUUCAGACUGAGGUACCAAAGAGUUAACAUUCUCCUAGGUUUACAGAUGUAUUUGUAGGACUUGUACUAUGUCACAUCUAUAGCCAUGGGAUAUUAUUUUUAUGCUGUAAACUUUUACAAAUAUGUUUUUAAAGAAAAAGUUUAAAAUUAAAGGUGUUUCUUCUUUUUGCAAA